GGCGGCGGGUGGCGGCGCCGCAGCGAGGCGGCCAUUUUGUGGCGCUGCGCGGUCGGUGGCGCUGGGCUCGGCGCGGAGCGGGGCCCGGGGGCGGUGUAGCGCCGUUCUUAACCCUUUUUCCCGUACAGAUCCCUCGAUGGCGCAGUGCGUGAGCCGGGUGCAGCUGUCCGUGAACUGCCGCCGCCUCCUCGACCGCGACGUCGGCUCCAAGUCGGACCCGCUGUGCGUCCUCCUGCAGGACGUGGGAGGCUGCUGGGCUGAGUUAGAUCGCACGGAGAGGAUUAAGAACUGCCAUGACCCGGAAUUCUCCAAGAAGCUGCUCGUUGACUACUACUUUGAGAAGGUGCAGAAGCUGAAGUUCGGCGUGUACGACAUCGACAACAAGUCUGCUGAGCUCAGCGACGAUGACUUCCUCGGGGGCAUGGAGUGCACGCUGGGACAGAUUGUGUCCAGCUCAGUGUUUACCCGACCUCUGGAGCUGAAGGAGGGAAAGCCAGCAGGAAAAGGCACCAUUACGAUUACAGCAGAGGAGAUUAAAGAUACCAGGGUUGUUAAUCUGGAAAUCGAAGCCCGAAACUUGGACAAAAAGGAUUUCUUAGGUAAAUCGGAUCCAUUUCUGGAGCUGUACAAGCAGAAUGAUGCUGGAAUGUGGCAGCUGGUGUACAGAUCAGAGGUCGUUAAGAACAACUUAAGUCCAUGCUGGAGGAGGUUCAGCGUUCCCUUGCAGACGUUCUGUGGUGGUGAUCUUAAUAAACCUAUCAAGGUGCAGUGCUCUGAUCAUGACAGUGAUGGGUCACAUGACUUGAUAGGUGUUUUUGAAACUAACCUGACUCAGCUGCAGAAAGCAGUGGAUGGCUGUCCGAUGGAAUUUGAAUGCAUUCAUCCUGAGAAGAAACAAAGGAAAAAGAGCUACAAAAACUCAGGCAUUAUUAGCAUAAAGUCCUGCAAGAUUGAAACAGACUAUUCGUUCCUGGACUAUGUUAUGGGAGGCUGCCAGAUUAAUUUUACAGUGGGCAUAGACUUCACUGGCUCCAAUGGUGAUCCCAACUCACCAGAUUCUCUUCACUACAUCAGCCCAGAUGGGAUAAAUGAGUACUUGAUUGCCAUCUGGAGUGUGGGAAGUGUAGUCCAGGAUUAUGACACGGACAAGCUGUUUCCUGCGUUUGGGUUCGGAGCACAGGUUCCUCCUAGCUGGCAGGUGUCUCAUGAGUUUGCUUUGAACUUCAAUCCCAACAACCCUUACUGUCAAGGGAUCCAAGGAAUAGUUGAUGCCUACCGCCAGAUCCUUCCUCAGAUCCGACUCUAUGGCCCAACCAACUUCUCUCCUAUUAUAAACCACGUGGCAAGGUUUGCUGCACACUCGGCGCAACAGAGAACUGCUUCUCAAUACUUUGUCUUGCUGAUCAUCACAGAUGGAGAGAUCACUGAUCUGGACCAAACCAGGCAAGCAAUUGUUAAUGCUUCUAAGCUGCCGAUGUCCAUCAUUAUUGUUGGAGUUGGUGAAGCUGAUUUCAAGGCAAUGGAGUUUCUUGAUGGGGACAGUGGUGUCCUGAAAUCCCUAACAGGAGAGCCUGUUGCACGAGACAUCGUUCAGUUUGUGCCUUUCCGACAGUUCAGAAAUGCUCCCCGGGAAGCUCUUUCCCAGGUGGUUCUGGCUGAAGUGCCGAAGCAGCUGGUGUCAUACUAUAAACUGCAGGGCUGGCCACCUGUGAAACUGCCGGAAACAAAGAAGAUGUAGACUGCAGCCUCACGCCGGCCAUACGUAUCACUGGGUUCUUUUCUUCUGUCUAUCUGCCUUGGAUGUGGGGACACUUCUGUACUGGUUGGUACCUGUAUGGGUCCUACUGAGUCCUGGCCUGAACCACUGAUUGAGCACCUGAGGAAAGGACCCAGUCAGCACUGAGAGUACAGGUGAACGCAAUUCAGCUGUGGGACCAGAAGGGGUGGAGCUGGCUGCACCUCUCUUAGACCUUAUUUAAGGGCUGACUGCCACUGGGGAAGGCUCUCUGGUUGGAGAUCCCUCCUUUGUGGAGUUUUCCCUACCAGCCUAGAUCUUUAGAUGGGUGAGCACUUUCCUUUUUUCUCUGUAAUGCUUUUCCAUCAUGCUGGUUCCUUUGUCGUUACAUCUCCUGCAUCACCAUUUCACUGCAUUGAUCUUUCUGAUUGCUACAGUACCGCAGUCUCUUGGUUGGAUGCCUGAGGUAGUUCUUGCUGUGCCUUCAUAAAAUGUCAGUAUAUUUUUAUAUGUAGACAUUUAUUUUUGAAUUUCUGUUACCAUACUUUGUAAUCAUUGUAUUUUUAUUAUCACAUUUUUCUACUAGCAGAAUGUAAUUCUGUGAUGACCUUUUGCUUGGAGCCAUUGUUGCAAUUUAAGAAUGCUGCACUUUGCUUAUUUGUGGGUGGGGGAUUAAUGAGCUAUGUGACUUUCAGAAGCCAGUAAUUGGAAACAUUGGAAUUAAAAUGCUUUGAGUGGUUUCCCUGGAGUCCCACUGGUAUAAAGUGAAGAAGUGAUUAUCUGUGGAGUUAUGAGGAAGUAGUUCCUUAUCCUCAGAAGUGUGAAGCAUGUGUUACUACAUGGUUUGGGGUUGUAAGUAGACAAAUGAUAGCAAAGCAUGAUUUCCUUGAGACUGGAGGUAAUUCAUUUCAAAAUAAAGGAACAUGCACUACAAGUUGUCAUCACUUUGAGUUGCAUAAAUAAAUCUGCUUUGAUUUACA
Gallus gallus (chicken) is the source of this 2715-nucleotide messenger RNA. It is a transcript of the gene CPNE1, whose product is annotated as copine 1. Gene Ontology annotation, biological process: regulation of canonical NF-kappaB signal transduction; cellular response to calcium ion; positive regulation of tumor necrosis factor-mediated signaling pathway. NCBI's taxonomy places the organism in Eukaryota, Metazoa, Chordata, Aves, Galliformes, Phasianidae. The record is from RefSeq and is marked validated. The transcript has 17 exons. The coding region runs from base 137 to 1738 and encodes 533 amino acids. Gene Ontology annotation, molecular function: calcium-dependent phospholipid binding. Gene Ontology annotation, cellular component: plasma membrane.